Molecule: messenger RNA, 1122 nt
Organism: Carcharodon carcharias (great white shark)
Lineage: Eukaryota; Metazoa; Chordata; Chondrichthyes; Lamniformes; Lamnidae
Product: tumor necrosis factor ligand superfamily member 13B-like
Exons: 3
Coding region: 1-1122 (373 amino acids)
Biological process (GO): immune response
Cellular component (GO): membrane
Molecular function (GO): receptor ligand activity; tumor necrosis factor receptor binding
Source: RefSeq, a predicted model, not a curated record
AUGACUGAUGAAAAGAGUGAAAGAGACCUUUGUACAUACUUACUGUUGAAGAUCCUAUCAGAUAACGCCAGCAGGAUGUCAAACCACAUAACCAAACCAGUAGACAAUAAUGCAGAGGAGAUAAUGAUUGAGCUUCAUUGUGAUUUGCAUCUGCAGUUUUUUGUUUGUAGCUUUAGGAUUGAUAUUUGGAAAUUCUACUUCACAAAAACAGUGAUCGAUACGUGGAAUAAAUUUCCAGAUAAGUUCCGUUAUAAAGCAGAAUUUGUGAUAAAGAUGAAAGCAGAGCAAGAAACGACAGGCUUCGACAUACAGCACAGAUGUUUCAUCUACUCAGCCUGUGUCUUCACAGCCCUGUUGUCGGUUUAUGUGGCAGCAGUUGCUUUGCACCAUGUCCUUGCGCUGAAAGCAGAGAUCUCAUCUAUGAGAGAGGAGCUAGAGGCAUACAAAUUCCAACUAGAUCAGUUGGAAUCCUUGGCAAAAGGAGCAAACUGGAGCAGCUCAGGAAAUCAGGUUAGUGAGUUUCUUGAGGAAAAGCUCCACAGCCAGGAGAAAUUCGGAGAUGGAGAAGUGAAAUUUAGGGGGAGCAGAUCACUUCCUGAACCAGUUCAACAAUCCUUUGUGCAACUGAUUGCAACAAAUGACCAAAGGCCAGUUGCAAGAGCAAGUAAUUGUCAGAAAUGUGUGCCAGGAAGGUAUCAACAAACCUGCCGGGUUGAACGGAGACCCGUUUCAAGUCAGAACCAAGCGGAGGAGACAACUGUCCCGUGGAUUCUUAGCUUGAGAAAAGGAACUGCUCUUGACAAAACAGAUAAUAAGAUCUCUGUGAGAGAAACUGGUUACUUUCUGGUUUACAGUCAAGUGUGGUAUAAGGAUAAUACUUUUACAAUGGGGCAUUUUAUCAAAAGAAUAAAGGCCAGCAUUGUUGGCAGUGAGCCGCAAACCACAAUCCUAUUUCGGUGCAUCCAAAACAUGCCUGCCUGCUGUCCAAAUAAUUCCUGCUACACCGCUGGCAUUGCAAAGCUUGAGGUGGGCGAUGAGCUUGAACUUGUAAUCCCACGAAGUCAAGCACACGUUGCGUUAAAUGGAGAUGGGACGUUCUUUGGAGCGAUGAAACUGCCAUAA